This is a messenger RNA of Phacochoerus africanus (Common warthog), 3903 nucleotides long. It is a transcript of the gene ZNF213, whose product is annotated as zinc finger protein 213. NCBI's taxonomy places the organism in Eukaryota, Metazoa, Chordata, Mammalia, Artiodactyla, Suidae. Bases 1758 to 3128 code for a protein of 456 amino acids. Gene Ontology annotation, molecular function: RNA polymerase II cis-regulatory region sequence-specific DNA binding; DNA-binding transcription factor activity, RNA polymerase II-specific. Gene Ontology annotation, biological process: regulation of transcription by RNA polymerase II. The record is from RefSeq and is a predicted model, not a curated record. The transcript has 6 exons.
UUCCUCCUUCCUCAGAGAUUGACCAUAGGUGGCGUGGGUUUAUUUCUGGGCCUUCUGUCUUAUUCUGUUGAUAUAUAUGUCUUGUUUUGGGAGGCAUAAAAUUUUAGGUACUGGAAGUAGGGCAGUGAAAACAGUCUGAUCUCAUGGAAAUUAUACUUGAAAACAGUCUGAUCUCAUGGAAAUUAUACUUGAAAACAGUCUGAUCUCAUGGAAAUUAUACUUGAAAACAGUCUGAUCUCAUGGAAAUUAUACUUGAGUAGUGGGAGGCAAAUACUAUACAAAUAUGUCGGGUAGUGAUAAAAGGAAGAAAAAUAACGUAGGGGAGAGGCAUGGCGGCGCGCGCCGGUGUGUGUGUGUGUGUGUGUGUGUGCACUGUUUACAUAGGGUUAAGGAAAAACCACUUUGAGUGCCAUGUGAGCAGAGUCAGCCUUAUGGAUAUGGCUAACUAUAAUCUUCCAUGCUUUCUUAAUUUUCUUCCCUCCACUGAGAAUGCAAUACUUGCAUCAUCAAACCGCCACCACAAGAAAGGGUUUUGUAUUUCAGAAACAGAUCUGGAGCCGCAAACCUCCAAGAGGAGUAAGAAAACGUUGGUAGUAGAUCCAAAUGUAUUUGAAGGAGAACCCAGAGCUUCCCCGACGUGGCCCCUCCUGCUUUAGGUUCUCCCCAGCCCGGAGGCCCGCGCCGUCCUUCAGUCAAAGCUGCUGGUAGGAGAGCUUGGGGCUCCUCGAGGUCACCGUCCUGGACUGCUGCGUCCGCUCUGAAACCCUGGCCGACCUCGGAGACCGAGAACACCGCGCCCCUCACGGGACUGCACUUCCCAGAGAGCCCCACUCCCCUUUAGGCUUGAGCAAAGACUGGGGCGGGGAGGUGGGGGUGGCGGACUGCAAAGGCUAUAAAUAAGUCUCCCACUGUGGAAGAGCACGGCCGCCUCAGCCUUCGACCCACUCUGGAGAGGAAGGAGCCGGAGGCGGAAGGAAGAGUCCGCGCCAAAGCAUCCCUUCCGGCGGAGCGGGCGCUCCAAUCGUAGCUGGGCCAUGGGACGUCUUUGCCCACCAGGCCAGCCUCGGCUUCCCCUUUUCGCCCUUCACGGGCAAAAGAAACACCGAAACGCGAAAAGCCCAGAGGGCAGAAGACAGAGCGAGUCUAGAUGCAAACCCCAGCCUGGGAACGUGGUCGUUGCGCACGGAGUCGCUGCCUUCUGAUUGGUCACCCCGGGGAUUCUCCGCAUUCAUUGGUCACCUGUCAGACAGAAGGCCGGUAUAAUUGGCGAACAGCCUUCUGGAGACUGUAGUUCGUAUUGCUUGCCUCAAUGCAAGCGCCUUGUCGUUUCCCGGCGAGCCACGCGCGAACUUCCGGCGCCGAAAGCUAGCGGCGGAACCGGGAACGCCUGGGCGGGUGUGGGCGGUGUGUGUCCUGGGGGCGGGACCCGAGACGCGGGCCGCGGGGCGCCGAGGUCUACAGCGACUCUGGGUAGCUGGGGCCAGCGUCCGGAGGCCGAGGCGAAGGGGGCGUGCACCAUUGGGAAGUGGGGUGGCGGAACCUGGGGCGCCGCGCUCGCUGCCUGCCCCGCCGCUUCUCAUCUCCGCACUGGCAGGGCUGCCUGGACUGAGCGCGGGGGUCCGGCCGGGUCCGCGCUCCCGCUUGCUGCGUCCGGCCGAGCGACCCUGGAAUGCGUGUCCAGAUGCCACCCCAGCUGCCUCUGGGGAUCCCUCUGGGAGACUGAAGGGCAGGCGCCCCAGGUUGAGGCGGCCAGUAGAAUGGCAACCCCCCCAGAGCCUCAAGACCAGGCCCCUGGGGAGGGAGAAGGGCUUCUGAUUGUGAAGGUGGAAGAUUCCUCCUGGGAGCAGGACUCUGGCCAGCAAGAGGACAGCAGGGAUUUGGAGGCCUGCCGCCAGCGCUUCCGGCAGUUCUGCUAUGGGGAUGCCGGUGGGCCCCACGAGGCCUUCAGCCAGCUCUGGGAGCUCUGCUGCCGCUGGCUGCGGCCCGAGCUACGUACUAAGGAGCAGAUCCUGGAGCUGCUGGUGCUGGAGCAGUUCCUGAGUGUGCUGCCUGUGGGCAUCCAGGAUUGGGUAUGCGAACAGCACCCGGGGAGUGGUGAGGAAGCCGUUGCCUUGGUGGAGGACCUGCAGAAGCAGCCCGUGAAAGCCUGGCCACAGGAUGUGCCCUCAGAGGAGGCAGAACACGAGGCUGCAGUCCAGGGAUCCCGGGCCAAGGCGCCUUCCCAGAAGGCAGGGGCACAGAGCCGGCCACCUUUGCCCUGGGAGCUGCACGGCCGCGGUGCCCAGCAACCUGCUCUUAAAGAGGCGAGGCCCAGAGAGACGACGGACACCCACUUUUCCUCUGGGGGACCGGUGACUUUUGGAGACAUUCCCUUCUAUUUCUCCCGGGAGGAGUGGGGGUCCCUCGACCCUUCUCAGAGGGAUCUCUUCUGGGACAUAAAGAGGGAGAACUCCCGGAACGUUGCCCCGGGUUUGGGGUUCAAGAGCCCCAGCGAGAGACCCCAGCUGGAGGAGGUGGUGACCGCGAUCCCGGGCCAGGCCGUUCGCGACCUGGCUGUGUCCUGGAGGCCGGAGGCGGCGGAAGCCUGGGAGCGGGAGGCCUGGCCAGGGGCGCCCCGGGGGCGGGCGGCGGGGGCGCGGCGGGGGCGGCCGCCCACGCGCCGGCGGCAGUUUCGGGACCUGGUGGCGGAGAAGCCGCACAGCUGCGGCCAGUGCGGCAAGCGCUUCCGCUGGGGCUCCGACCUGGCGCGCCACCAGCGCACGCACACGGGCGAGAAGCCGCACAAGUGCCAGGAGUGCGACAAGAGCUUCCGCAGCUCCUCGGACCUGGUGCGCCACCAGGGCGUGCACACGGGCCAGAAGCCCUUCUCCUGCUCCGAGUGCGGCAAGAGCUUCAGCCGCAGCGCCUACCUGGCCGACCACCAGCGCAUCCACACGGGCGAGAAGCCCUUCGGCUGCAGUGACUGCGGCAAGAGCUUCUCGCUGCGCUCCUACCUGCUGGACCACCGGCGGGUGCACACGGGCGAGCGGCCCUUCGGCUGCGGCGAGUGUGACAAGAGCUUCAAGCAGCGCGCCCACCUCAUCGCCCACCAGAGCCUGCACGCCAAGAUGGCCCAGCCGGUGGGGUGAGGCCGGAGGGGCGGCCGAGCUGGGGCCGCACCGGGCAGAGUCCUCCAUCCUGGCCGCGCAGACAGGACUGCAGAGCCCCCCACUGCCCGGAACCCACCUCCCCGGGGGCCCAGCCGACGCCUCCAGGCAUGGAAUCCCCUGUGACCUCCUGGCCAUGCCCCCUGCUCCAGGUCUUUCUUGCCUCCCUCUGGUUUCCUGGAGCCCUGGUCCAUUUGGCUGGUGCUCUUAGAGCAGACGGUAGGUGGCUGGGGCACACGAGAGCUCAGCCUUGCUGGACCCUGUGGGGUCGGGCUUUCCAUCCUGCCAUGCUGUGCCUUCCCUCGGUGGUGGAGGCUAAGCCUCAGGGUGCUGCUGGGCUCUGCGAGGAUCUGGGUCCUGGGCCCCACCACAGGGGCCACCGGGUCCCCACCGCUUCCCAUUUCCAGGCGCUGGCCGCUGGGUGCCAUCUGCCUCCGCUCUCAGCCAGCUGGUCCCCUGGGAGUUCCUGAGCAUCACCCUGCCAGGCUGGGGAGGGUUGGGGGGGCGCUCCAGGAAUAGAAGGCCAACGGUGCAGACCAAGAACAAGGCCGCAGGGGGCCCCCCCACCCCGCUGCUCCCCCCUCUGCAGGAGGCAUGGGGGUCAUGGUAUUUAACGCUAGCACUGUGUCACGAUUCCUGAGACGCCACAUUCCAUGCCAAUAGGCAUUCAAAGGGACAGACCCCAGGCCCUCCAAAGGAGGUGGCCCAGCUGGCCUCAAAAGGGCAGCAAAAAGGGUUUAAUAAACAUGAGAACUUC